Molecule: messenger RNA, 2391 nt
Organism: Pleurotus ostreatus (oyster mushroom)
Lineage: Eukaryota; Fungi; Basidiomycota; Agaricomycetes; Agaricales; Pleurotaceae
Exons: 5
Coding region: 1-2391 (796 amino acids)
Biological process (GO): L-leucine biosynthetic process
Cellular component (GO): mitochondrion
Molecular function (GO): 2-isopropylmalate synthase activity
Source: RefSeq, a predicted model, not a curated record
AUGCCCAUGAUCUCGGACCCCUCCCAAAAGUACCGACCGUACACCCCCUUGGACAUCAAGGACCGCCAAUGGCCCUCAAAAACAUUCCAAAAGGCUCCCAUCUGGCUGUCGACAGAUCUCCGCGAUGGUAAUCAAGCUCUUGCCAACCCGAUGACCAUCGAACAGAAGACCACGUUCUUCAGGCAGCUGAUCAAGUCUGGGGUCAAGGAGAUUGAGGUGGCAUACCCGGCAGCCAGUGACACGGACUUCAAUUUCGUCCGUGGGCUCAUUGAGAACAAAGAGGUGCCCGACGAUGUGUGGGUACAGGUCCUUACCCCCGCACGGCCUGAUCUCAUCAAGCGGACAAUUGACUCCGUGGCUGGUACGAAGAAGGCUAUUCUACAUAUGUACAAUGCGACAAGCCCAACUUUCCGCAACGUCGUAUUCGGUAACUCGAAAGAGAAGACCUUGGAAUUAGCCGUCACGCACACAAAGCUCGUCCGUCAGUUGACUGAGGAAUGUACGGCCAAGUACGGCACUCAGUUCCGUUACGAAUACAGUCCAGAAACCUUCACUCAGACGGAGCCUGACUUCGCCGUGGAAGUAUGUGAAGCAGUGAAGGCGGCUUGGGGAAAGGCUGGCACCGGCGAUGAUCGUAUCAUCUUCAAUCUACCUUCAACGGUCGAAAUUGCUCCACCAAAUCACUACGCCGACCAGAUUGAAUAUUUCGUUACCCAUAUAACCGAGAGGGAGAAAAUAAUUGUUUCCCUACACCCGCAUAACGACAGAGGUACUGGUAUUGCCUCGGCCGAGCUAGGCAUUCUAGCAGGUGGCGAUCGUAUUGAAGGAUGCUUGUUCGGCAAUGGGGAGCGGACUGGCAAUGUCGACCUCGUUACCCUGGCACUUAAUCUCUACUCGCAAGGUAUUCGGCCUGAGCUGGACUUCAGUGAUAUACAAUCUGUCAUCGACGUCGUUACACAAUGCAACGACCUCCCCGUUCACCCCCGACAUCCUUACGCCGGCGAACUGGUUUUCACGGCUUUCUCUGGGUCACAUCAGGAUGCCAUAAAAAAGGGCUUCGAGGCCCAGCGAAAGCGCCAUGCAGAAGCUGCUGCUCAAGGCCAGCCCCAAUACUGGGAUAUGCCCUACCUCCCCAUCGACCCUGCUGACCUAGGAGAAUCAUACGAGGCCGUCAUCCGUGUCAACUCGCAGUCAGGCAAGGGAGGAAUCGCAUACAUCAUCAAACAAAAUUUGCUUCUCGAUCUACCUCGCAAGCUCCAGGUCGCCUUCUACCAAGUCGUCCAGGCUGUCGCGGACCGGGAAGCCCGAGAAAUGACCGUCGAAGACAUUACUACGGCGUUCAGAAGUACCUACCAUUAUGGAGGUGGCAAAUACUCUGGACGACUGUCUCUUCGUCACUUCAAGGUUUCAGUAGAGCCGUUGGAAGGUGAAAAUGAAUCAGGGGAUGAAGCCGCUGACUCGAGGCGUAGAUUCGAUGGUACGUUGUCUGUUGACGGGCAAUUGCGGGUUCUACGCGGUGAUGGAAAUGGCCCUCUUUCUGCUUUAUCCGACGCUCUUCGUACCCACCUCGGCAUCGAUUUCGCAAUCCGCGAAUAUACCGAACAUUCGAUAUCGGAAGGACAGGAAGCCAAGGCGGCGUCUUACGUCGAAAUCGUACCGUCAAACGAUCGCAAGUCAACCCAGUCAUGGUGGGGUGUCGCCGUGGACUCAGAUAUUGCUGCAUCUGGUCUGCGUGCACUAUUGAGUGCCGUGAACACUGCCAUUGGCGACCGCAAGCUUCCUGAACUAAAAUUGACCGUUGGCUACAAUCGUCGUUCCGACCAAGCUGACAUUGCACACGUCCUCAUCAACUCCCUGGGUCUCGAACUGCCUCGCAAACUGCAGAGCGCUUUCUUUGAGGUUGUUCAACGAGCAGCGCGCGACUCUGGUGGCGAAAUCUCGAUAGAUGCCUUGGCCGAACUUUUCAAAAAGACCUACAAGUUCGACACGAAGGAGACACCAAGGUUCUUCAUGAAAUCAUUCCAGUUCCAGCACGUCGGGAACGGCAGUGGCAGGGAAUUAUCUGGCGAACUCAUUGUUGAUGGACAAUCGAGGACGGUCCGUGGAUUGGGCAACGGUCCCCUGUCGUCGACUUUGGCAGCCAUACAUCCCCAUAUCCAGGGUGUCCUACAAAUCCGGGACUACACCGAACAUUCCAUUGGGGAAGGUACCGAGGUUACUGCAGUGUCGUAUGUCGAGCUUGUGUACGAGCAGGAGACUGGGGAGAAGAAGACUGCCUGGGGUGUCGCUGCCGACACGGACAUCACAGAAUCCGGUAUCAAAGCUGUCCUGAACGCGGCCAGCAAUCUCGACGUAUCGGUGGUCAAUGAAGUAGCAAUCAAUGGAAAGUAA